This is a messenger RNA of Otolemur garnettii (small-eared galago), 908 nucleotides long. RefSeq names its product CD209 antigen-like protein 2. The transcript is spliced from 7 exons. Bases 65 to 802 code for a protein of 245 amino acids. Lineage: Eukaryota; Metazoa; Chordata; Mammalia; Primates; Galagidae. The record is from RefSeq and is a predicted model, not a curated record.
ACAGGGUGGGGAAUGAAAGCCACCGUUCCCAGUAGUCCUGGACAUUGAAGGGCAGUGAGAGGACAUGAGUGACUCCAAGGAUCCAACAGCCCAGGAGCUGGGCCUUUUGGAAGAGGAAGAGCUGAAAACCCGUGGCACCAAAUUUUUUGCAAGAGACUUAGGAUUCCGACAUGCUUGUGGCCUCAAGAAUUUUGCAGGGAAUAUGGGCUGCAGCUCCCUGGUCCUGCUAUUUCUCUUCUUCAUGUUCCUUGCUGCGUUCCUGGUGACUAUCCUUGUCCAAGUCUUUAAGUUCCACAGCUCCCUGGAGCAGGAGCAGUCCAGGCAGGAGGAAAUCUACCAGGAAGUGACCCAGCUAAAGGCAGAAGUGGAUCGCCUGUGCCGCCCCUGUCCCUGGGAUUGGGCAUUCUUCCAAGGAAACUGUUACUUCUUCUCCAAAAUCCAACGGAACUGGCAUGAUUCCAUGACUGCCUGCCAGGAGGUGGGGGCUCAGCUAGUUGUGAUCAAAAGCACCGAGGAACAGGACUUCCUACAGCUACAGACCUCUGAGAGUAAGCACUUCUCCUGGAUGGGACUGUCAGACCUGACACAUGAAGGCACAUGGCAGUGGGUGGACGGUUCACCUCUGCAAUCCAGCUUCAUGAAUUAUUGGGACAAGGGAGAACCAAACAACAUCAGGGAGGAAGACUGUGUGGAAUUUGGCAGCCAGGGCUGGAACGACCUAGGAUGCCACCAUCUCAGAUUUUGGAACUGCAAAAAGUCAGCAACCUCCUGCCAGAGGGAGGAAGUGCAGUUUCCCUUCUAGGUCCCUGCUGCCCCAACCCUUGCUCCUGAAUAACAAAAUUUUACCCACUUUUAAGGAAAGUUUCCUUUUCCAGGUCUUUGGUCCUUAAUAAAAUCCCUGGAACUAG